Molecule: messenger RNA, 1400 nt
Organism: Priapulus caudatus
Lineage: Eukaryota; Metazoa; Priapulida; Priapulimorpha; Priapulimorphida; Priapulidae
Product: choline/ethanolamine kinase-like
Exons: 8
Biological process (GO): CDP-choline pathway; phosphatidylethanolamine biosynthetic process
Cellular component (GO): cytoplasm
Molecular function (GO): choline kinase activity; ethanolamine kinase activity
Source: RefSeq, a predicted model, not a curated record
UGGAGGCUUGAGUAACACGCUCUACCUAUGCAGCCUGCCCAGCAGUACGGUCAUCCUGAACAACGAACCUAGGCAGUCACGUUGCCUGCACGUCGGUGAGCUCGGCGAUCCGGCAAUAUCGGCCGUAAUCGCGAAGAAGAUGGCCGCCGUCCAUCAGCUGCAGCUGCCCAUCAGCAAGACGCCCGGCUGGAUAUUCGACAUGACGAGCAGGUGGCUCCACCACGUGAGAGCGAACAGUGAGCAUCUGACGGCGCACACGAGCAAGCGCGACAACGCGGUCCUGCAGACGCUGCUGGAGUGCGACAUCGAGGGAGAGCUGCAGUACUUACAGGAUCUACUGUGCAAGGCCGAAUCGCCGGUGGUGUUCUGCCACAAUGACGUGCAGGAAGGCAACGUUCUCUUGCGAGACGAGAAGGGACCCUUAAUCGAUAGGCUUGUGUUCAUCGACUUUGAAUAUUGCAGUUACAAUUACAGGGGUUUCGACCUGGCAAACCACUUCUGCGAGUGGCGCUACGACUACAAGGUGACGACCGCUCCCUUCUACAAGGUCUACAUGGAGAGAUACCCGAGUCGCAAGCAGCAGCUGCUCUUCAUCCGGUCCUAUCUCGCUGAGAUGCAAGCCAACACGGCCAACGAGCAGGCGAGCGACGAGUCAUCGGCGGCGGCAGCAGCAGCGGCGGCGGAGGAGGAGGAAGAGCGCCUCCUGGUGGAGGUGAAGAAGUUUUCGCUCGCGUCGCAGAUGAUCUGGACGCUGUGGAGCCUCGUGCAGGCCGACAUCGCCAAGAUCGAGUUCGACUACCUGAGAUACGCGCUCGAGAGGUGGCGCCAGUAUCAGCGUGACAAGCGCGUCAUCGAGACGGGGCGCUAGCGUUGAGGUCGUCGGAUGCGGCAGAGGGCGCCGCUACGGAGGCUUCCCAUUUUUUGGCGAGGCGGCGGGGGACGGCAUGUGGACGAAGGACUUGCGCACAGAUGACGCGAGGUCAGAGGUUACCCCAAGACGAUCCAUCUAGAUCGACAGGAUCCGCCAAGCCGCAGUGGUGCGCGCGCACUGGACCACAUUGUGCCUGCCCGCCUCACGGAUGCUCUUGUGUUUGGCGGGUCGGCGACGCGCAUCGCAGGAGAGAGUCAGUCAAGUUCGCCCGCCCGACCGUGACAUUUUGUUUGUCGAUCGAUGUUGUUGUCAUUGUUGUUGUUGUUGUUGUUGUCGUUGUUGUUGUUGUUUAUCUUAACUGUCAGCUCAAGUCGACGUGUGCUCAAGGAAUUUGUCUUCGUGGUUAUGUCGCGUUUCCUUGCUGAUUGUACAGCGUUGUGAGGUGGGAAGUAUUAAGGUGUGCAUGCGUGUACGUGCGUGUACGUGCGCGUACGUGCAUGUGUGUGCGUGCGUGUACGUGUGUGCGUAU